Molecule: messenger RNA, 3339 nt
Organism: Populus nigra (black poplar)
Lineage: Eukaryota; Viridiplantae; Streptophyta; Magnoliopsida; Malpighiales; Salicaceae
Product: cytochrome c oxidase assembly protein COX15
Exons: 6
Coding region: 2189-2863 (224 amino acids)
Biological process (GO): heme A biosynthetic process
Cellular component (GO): mitochondrial inner membrane
Molecular function (GO): oxidoreductase activity, acting on NAD(P)H, heme protein as acceptor
Source: RefSeq, a predicted model, not a curated record
CAACAAGAGGUAUUCUUUAGUUACAAAAUAAUGGCAGGACAGUGAAGAAAAUAUGAAAAAAAGAGAUGCUGACUCUCUCUCUUUCACUGGCUUAAACCACCUGUUGAAUGGAAGGCUGGCAAACUUCUGUGUACUCUUACCCUCCAUGUCAAACACCUCCUAAAGUCCAUAUCUUUCCAGAGAAUCAUCAGAAAAAUAUAUGUAAUUCGCUUUUAACAUUCAAAAAAAUUGCUAUGCAGCAAGAAGCACAGAACUACAGUUAAGAGCGCCAUGAAAGGGCAGUAUGCUUUGAUCUUAAGCAUAUCAACUCUUCAGCCUCACAAUGAUUCCCAGCUAGAGAAAUGGGUAAAAAUUGCUAUUUUGUCAUUGCUGAUUAUAAGCACUUGAUUCACGUUUGGUUCAGGUCUUCUCUAAUAGAAAAAAAAAAUUGAGAACCAGACAAUCUCUUUGAGCUAAUGGAAGAGGAAGGCAACAUGCAUAAAAAAUAUAGAGUCAGAAACUGAUGGAAAAAUUCUGCCUGAAAAAUUCUUCAGCCUCACAAUUAAUACCCUUAGUUUUUUUUCCCAUCUAUAGGAUCUUGUAGUUUUGUUUCCCAUCCAUGGGAUCUUGUGCACAAAAACUAACAGGGGAGCCUGCCUUGGCACACAAAAAGAAGAAAGACAGCCUUUUCAUCUUGGAAAUUUUUUGCAUGAUGCUGGUUCAUGAACGGAAACACAUCUUGAAUCAUACUGUGCCAAGAACAGUGCUUGAUCAACUAAGCUUCUCUCUUUCUCCCAUGUUUUUGUACGGAAGUUGCACCUAAACUCUAGUCUUAAAGUAUUUAGUACUAUAUCAGGACUAACAAUUUCCUAUCUCAUCAUGUCCCGGAAGUACACUGCGUAUUAGUAAUCUCUCAUAAAGAAGUAAGAUUUAGCGAAUUCGGGAUAAUACGGAAGUAACUGAAAUGUUGGCUUGGGAUAGGGGAUUGAGAAGAUCAUAUCUGCAAAAUCCACCUUCAUCAAUCCUUAAAAGUAGCCAACCACUAUAGGAGGACGAGAAUUUCCUUUCAUUAUAAUAAGUCAUGAGCAAGUUUAUUUGAUAAAAUUCUGUUGCUUUGUAUCUUUUGUUUGAAAAGAACUUUGAAGUCAAGAUUAGUGGUGAAGAUUGGUUGCUGCUACAAUUUUUUUUUUCUUGACAACUGAUCUCCAUGAGACAAACAUUAUGGCAAGAAAGGAGUUCGAAAGAAUUCAUGCUCGGUUGCUUGAAGAUAACUCCAGUAUCUCUUAGAGGAGAUCACACCAUAAUCUUGAUGUUUGUGUAGGGGUCGUGGUAAAUGUGAUGGCUAUUGGGUUUGGCAGAGAAAGAAAGUUUAGAAUUCCAAGCUCUUUUUUGGCUUGCCUUUGCAGCAGGACAUUCUGAUAUCAAUAUUCGCAAGGAACUCAAACUUUUAAACUUUGACAUGUCAAUAUAUUUGAUUUUAGAUUCUAUGGUCAACAGAUUAUCAUUUAUAUAAAUUUGUUCUCCUAAGUAUAUAAUAUUAAGUUGAUAUGAAGAUAUAUUUUUAAAGUUUUCUUUUUAAAGAUGUUAACCAUAAAACACCCGGUAUCAUUUGUGAAUAUAUAUCCCAGAAAGAAGAACCUCAGUUCCUAAGCUAAAACCCUCACAACAGCCACUCGCGCACAAACGAGACAGAGAGUGAAAGAUGUUUCAAAGCAGAGUGUUCGCAUCAAUCUUGAAGAUAGACAGAGGAGGAGGACGAUGAUCUAUCAUCAACAACUCAAUCACUAAUCUCAAAGGAACAAAAACAACACCUUUCAAUCACUCGAGGGACAUUCAUCAACAACAAAACCCAUCAUCAAGAUCCUUCCUUUACGGCUUUAAAUCACUCCCCAGGGGUUAUAACUAUCAGUUUGUGCCAUCAUCAAUGAGGAAAAUGUCAACUGUAGCUGCUUCUGUUGGGAGUGAAAGUAAAGAGGGUCUUAGGUUGCUUGUGAAGGGAGGACCUAAAGCUCAAAAAUUUGUGGGUAUAUGGCUAUUCGGCUCUGCUGCUUGGGUUUUUAGUAUGGUGAUUCCUGGUGAUGCUACAAGGUUAACAAGGUCUGGUCUUUCAUGACUGAUUGGAAAUUUACUGGUGGCCUUCCUCCUUUAUCAGAUGAAGACUGAUUGAUUGAGUUUGAGAAGUAUAAGCAAUCACCUGAGUAUAAAAUGGAUGAGUGUUGAUGAUUUCAAGUUUAUUUAUUGGAUGGGAUUUGCGCACCGCAUGCGGGGAAGGGGAUUGGGGAUCAUGUUUGCUUUGCCAUUUUCGUAUUUUCUGAGAAAAGGGUAUAUAACAGUGAGACUUGGAGCUAAACUUUGUGGUCCUUUUGCUCUUGGUGCUGGGCAAGGUUUAAUUGGUUGGUGGAUGGUUAAGAGUGGUUUAGAGGAGCCAGCAUCUGAAUAUGCUCAGCCAAGAGUAAGCCCUUAUCUUUUUGCUGCUCACCUUACUUCGGCAUUUGUUAUCUAUAGUGGGCUUUUCUGGACUGCUCUUUCUGUUGUAAUGCCUGAACCUCCUACUGAAUCUUUAGCUUGGGUUCGUGGGGCGGAAAAAGUCAAGAAGCUUGCCCUUCCUGUAAGCCUUAUUGUUGGGAUUACUGCCAUCUCAGGAGCAUUUGUUGCCGGAAAUGAUGCUGGGCAUGCAUUUAACACUUUUCCAAAGAUGGGUGAUACAUGGAUUCCUGAUGAUAUAUUUGAUCUGAAGCCAGUAAUUCACAACUUUUUUGAAAACACAUCGGCAGUGCAGAGCUCUGCCUCCACCUCUGGGUUCCCUCUCAGGUAUCGUUACUGUAUGCUUCUCUUAACAUUACGAGACAUGCAUAUUUAUAGACUGAGAGAGUUCAGCACAUGAAUUCUCCGUAUUCACCGACUGAAAAUCCAGUCUUGGUUAACAUUAUUUCUCACAAUUUUGACUUGCAAUUUGUGAUUGCUUACAUAAAAUAAUGAAACACGUUAACACCCCUCUCGGCUCAUCCUCUUUAGCUUUGCGAGGCGAGACUUUCCCUCUACACAACUGAUGUGGGGCAACCUUAAUGCAUGAGUUGCUGUGCUUCAAAGUUAUGUCUGGUUACUGCCAUCUUGUCUAUUAUUUUUGUUUUAAAUUGAUAAAUAAGAUUAUUUGUAUUCUAUGUGUUUGUCUUCUAGCAAUAAUUCUUUAUGGUAUUACCUUGAUUUGAUUUGAACACUUUGGGCCUUUGCCAGUGGAAGGAUUAAUCAGCUUGCAAGCCAUUCCCUUUUUUCCAAGAAGACUCUUCUUUUGGUACUCGGCGAAGGAAAUUUUUAUAACAGUGGAUCACCUACGUUUCCCUGUACACUGACUUUUGGCAA